CUGCCAGGCCCUCGAAGCAGAGGACAAACACAGAAAGGACAUAGAUGCGAUAAUGCAGAUAGAUGAGAGGAAGAGGCCGUACUCCAGCCUGCAGGAAGUGAAGGCGGCCACCGAGGAGGAGCUGGAGGCCUUCCGCAUGAAGCGCGGCCGGUCAGAUGAUCCCAUGUCAUCCUUCCUUGCAAAGUUACCACCUCCCCUCCCUGCUGACUCUCCUAAACUCUCCCCCUGGGAUUAAUGCAUUUUCAUAAAUAAAAUGUAUUUGACUACAUUGUGUCAUGAAAGAGAGUUAGUGUUAGGUGCUUAUUUGCCAAUAUCGUCUCAUAGAAACCUGCAACCCGAGAAGCGCUGAUGUCAUUUCUGUUCACACUGUGAACUCAGGGCACUGCCUCACCCAACAGCUGGAACAUUUUUAUGUCUCUCUGCUCUUGGCUCUGCAUCCCUGAGAUAAACAUAAACACAUUUCAUACACUGCUGCAGACCACUGUAUUGUGCUGUUAAAUGUGCACUUGUAAGUUUAACACACCUCUGGUUAACUUAUUAUAAAAAACUUAAAAAGAUUAAACUUAACUUUAUUAUCAUAUACAAGAAAACCUGUGGCUCUAUUCUCUUUUUUCAUAAUAUCUGAUAUGUAACAUUUAUUUUCCCAUCGUAUGAGUUUGAUGCUUCAUCUGUGCAAAACAGUCGCACCGACAUGAAUACAAUGACAUCAUGGUGAAAAAAUGUUCUGGCAGUGUACUUGCUUAAACAGGGCGGAUGUUGUGGACUGUGACUGCACAUUUCUCUUCAGUUCUUCUCUCAGAGACUUAUCUCACCCGACACUGGAAAGUCAUGUAGAGCGCCUGUGCUCUCACAUGCAGAGAAAGGACUUGGAUAGUGAUUGGGACAUAAUCUCUAAACUGUUUCCAACAUGCUCCAGAUGUGUGUGUUGCUCUGUUUGCUGUCAGUUGUCAUCCCCCAGUCAACAAAUUCCUCAUCCAAGAAAGGUCGCAACAUCACCAUCCACUCCUCCCAGCUGGUUUGCAGUCUGCCAGGUCCAGUGGGGCCUGCGGGGAACCCAGGGGCCCAUGGAUCCCCAGGGGCCAUGGGACCCAUGGGGCCGCCGGGGAAGGAUGGGCCAGAUGGGAAGGAUGGGGAAAAGGGAGAAAAGGGAGAUGGAGGGGAUGCAGGAAGGACUGGGAACCCAGGGAAACCUGGUGUCAAAGGCCGUGAAGGUUUUAUCGGCAAGGCCGGACCCCGGGGGCUGAAGGGGCUUCGUGGAACACCAGGGUUGGCUGGAAAAAGGGGACCAAAGGGAGUGCUGGGUGACAUGGGCCAGGAAGGGGCCCCUGGCGGCUGCAACUGUAAUAGAGCGGCCCGCUCAGCUUUCUCCGUAGCCAUGACAAAGAGCUACCCCAAAGAACGAAUGCCCAUCCGCUUCAGCCGGAUCCUGCUGAAUGAAGGAAAUCACUACAACGUCAGCAGUGGGAAAUUUGUCUGCAUUAUCCCUGGAGUCUAUUAUUUCACUUAUGAUAUCACUUUGGCAAAUAAACACCUGGCCAUCGGGCUGGUGCACAAUGGAAAGUACAAGAUCAAGACUUUUGAUGCAAACACAGGAAACCACGAUGUGGCAUCUGGCUCUACGGUUCUCCACCUGCAGCAGGGAGACCAGGUCUGGCUGCAGAUCUUCUACUCGGGACAGAAUGGACUCUUCUUUGACCCUUUCUGGACAGACAGCACCUUCACUGGCUUCCUAAUCUACCCGGACCAGGACUUUCUCAAUGAAGCUGACACCAAAGCAAAUGCUAAGGAUGACAGUUAACCCUGAACAAGGUUUUGGAUUUGUUUUGAUUUUAUAAUUGACUCUUUCCAUUGACUUUAUUUCAUUUUUGAAUGGAUAGGUCCCCUGCUGAAGGCCUCAGUGACGUGUUGAGUUCUGACACUAGGGGGCACCCAGGGAAAGAAGAAACGCAACAACGUUUGGGAAACCACCCAGCAAUUAUGUAUCACUCAUGAAAUCACAAUUCUGUCAAAAGAUCUUUUCAAAAAUGUAUUAUUCAAGAAUGGAAUUAAUAUUUAAAAUUACUUUGUUUCAUUAGAUUAAUGCAGUUUACAGGAGCUGUGAGACUGCUGUGAGUUUUAAAAAGUGGCACAGAGCCAUAGUCUCUGAUGCAACCAUGUUUUUAUCCACUACAAUAAAACUCAAAUCAGUAAAAAUUGUAUAUCCCAGUCUAGGGGGAACCUGAGCAUAACAGAAAGUUGGCUUCUCUUGUUUCUCCACACUUUUAGAUUUAUUUUAUCUUGUAGUCUGUCCAUUGUUUUACCUUCUGCUCUGCAUUUUUUUCACCCUUGUUUCAUAGCUAGUCUCGUAAAACAGUUAGGUUUUAAGUUCCAAUUAAGUACAAGCCAAAGCUGUUGUUUAAAGUUACAUGAUUUGAUUGUCUGAAAUGUAAAGUCCGCAACAAGUAAAUAAUUUGACAUUUUAAAAACAAUGAAGUAUUGAAUUUUCUUGUUGAACUAAACUUAAUCAAAAUUCGUACUCAUUCAACAGCUCAACACAUCAAUAUUUACAUUGUAAAUCCAAUACAACACAACUCCAGGAUUGUGUUGCACUUGUAGUCUGCUUUGCUCCCUCUGUCCAGUGGAGCCUGAUGGGAUUUAAAUCUGGAGACUGUACUGCUCUUCAUAGGUUAAGACUUCUUCAUUGGGUUCAUUAGGGCCCGAGCACUGAUAGUGCAAAGCAUUGCUUUUUGAUUGAUUAUUCAGGAAAAUUUAUAGAAUUUUUUGACAGCUUGAACAUACUAAAAAAAAACACCAAACUUUGUGUGCGCAUCAGGCCUGAUGAAAAUCUACGUAUUGUUGUGUAAUUCGAAAUUUGGUACAUACGUGUAUCAUGCCCGGACGAGAAUUAGUUCCUGCCACCAUUUGAUUAAGGCAACAGGAAGUCGGCCUUUUUGGAUUUUGAGGCCACUUUGGCCGUUUUCAACGAACUCCUCAUUGAGCUUUCAUCUGAUUAACUUCAAAUUUGGUGAGUGGAGAUUAAAACUUACUCAAAUUGUGAGUUUUCGUCACACGGCGUGACCUGGGCGGAGCGUCACAGCCCUAGUUUCUUCUUGGGAUCAACCCCUGACCAACCAGUUCGUCUUCCAUUGUUAUCCUUUUGUGAUUGCAACAUACAGCCCAUCUUCUUACAGUAUUGUUGUUGUUACGUAUCAGAUGGUGUGAUAACACUAUUUACUUUACACAGAAGGAGUGUUUGCAAUCAGCACAAAUUCUUGCACUUAUUGGAGCUGUUUACAUAAACUAAUGUCAUUCAUUUCCACCACGGCUGGAAAGCUGUUUAUUAACCAAUAGCGUAAUCCCCAAAAAGGCCUAUUUUCUACAGAAUCCUAUCUGCAAUUCUGGAGGAAAAAAAAUGGAUCAAUUUCACAUUAUAAUGUAAAAUGUAUCAUGUUUUAAUGUGAUAACUUGUGGUUUAACAAUAAAACUAACAAUAGAGAGUUAUAA
This is a messenger RNA of Pleuronectes platessa (European plaice), 3483 nucleotides long. RefSeq names its product C1q and TNF related 2 (gene c1qtnf2). The record is from RefSeq and is a predicted model, not a curated record. NCBI's taxonomy places the organism in Eukaryota, Metazoa, Chordata, Actinopteri, Pleuronectiformes, Pleuronectidae. The transcript has 3 exons. The coding region runs from base 908 to 1798 and encodes 296 amino acids. Gene Ontology annotation, molecular function: protein binding.